This is a messenger RNA of Vollenhovia emeryi, 1281 nucleotides long. Its product is annotated as odorant receptor 13a-like. Gene Ontology annotation, biological process: sensory perception of smell; detection of chemical stimulus involved in sensory perception of smell. The record is from RefSeq and is a predicted model, not a curated record. The transcript has 6 exons. Gene Ontology annotation, cellular component: plasma membrane. NCBI's taxonomy places the organism in Eukaryota, Metazoa, Arthropoda, Insecta, Hymenoptera, Formicidae. Gene Ontology annotation, molecular function: olfactory receptor activity; odorant binding. The coding region runs from base 44 to 943 and encodes 299 amino acids.
AUUAGUUGGUACUUGGUACCACGGUAAAGCGCUUCGAACGCUGAUGGCAUCGGUCAUGGCCGAUUGGAUGACUUCAAAGAAUGACCGAAAACGUAAUACGAUGUUAAAUAUUACGAGACGUGGCCGAAACUUAUCUCUUACAUGUUACAUGGGUUCGUUGGGCACAAUCCUGUUUUACGUAGUUUUUAAUUUUCUGAAGUUCUAUCGAAGCAUGCAUCAGCCUGAAAGGAUUCUCGUGUAUUACUUUUCCUAUCCUUACUACAACAUGCAAAAGAGUCCAAACUACGAAAUUACAUUUGUGAUUCAACUUUUUGGCGGCAUAUCCACAGCCGUCGUCAAUAGUACCGUCGACAGUUUCGUCUCUAUACUCCUACUGCAAAUAUGCGCGCAGCUGAUAAAUUUACGUAUGACACUCAACAAUCUGGUCGACGAAUUAGCGAAAGGAUCUAUAUCCUCCUCGAGUUUCCAGAAAGGAUUGGCGGCGAUCACUAUGCGUCAUGAACAUCUCAUCAGGAACGCCAAGACAGUUGACGAUUGCUACAGUGCGGUAUUAUUUAUACACAUGGUGGCCGCUACUUUUCAAUUGUGCUUUGAAAGCUUUCAAGUUUUCACGAUAGUAUCAAGUCAUUUGGAGAUAUCUGUUAUUAAAAUGGCCUUCCUCUUGUUUUAUGUCAUUAUGAUAUUGACACAUUUGUAUAUUUAUUGUUAUUCUGCUGAAAGACUUUUAACGGAGAGUACCAACAUGGCAUAUGGCGCGUACGAAUGCAGGUGGUACGAUAUAUCACCGAAUGAUGCGAAAAAUUUAAUGUUUAUGAUAUAUCGAUCUACAAUUCCGCUGAGGCUGACGGCUGGAAAAUUCGGAACUUUCUCACUAGAAAUGUUCGGAACAACGGUGAAAACGUCAAUGGGAUACCUAUCUGCAUUGCUGACAAUGAUGGAUUAGAAACUAUAAUACUGGAAUAAUAUCAAAUUAAUUACACGUACUCUUAAGUACUAUUUAUUUUCUAUAUACUGUGUUAAUAGAUUUAUAAAUGUUGCUUGUAAUAUAAUUUUUGCUGGAUAACGUGUUACAUAUGUGGCUGUGCUUAUAACUGUACAACAUUUUUUAUUAAUGUGUAAACGAAAAAUCAAACUGUAAAGGCAAAUUUAUCGAUCAAUUGCAAACGAAACUAUCGAUUAAAAGACUAUGUGAAUCAAGUUAAACUAAAAUUUUAUUCGACAGAAAUAAAUUGACCUAUAUCGAGGUCCUCCACCAACCCGCCGCGUUUAAUCGACGGUCCU